Messenger RNA from Symbiodinium sp. CCMP2592, 792 nucleotides. The record is from the annotation of a GenBank genome assembly. NCBI's taxonomy places the organism in Eukaryota, Dinophyceae, Suessiales, Symbiodiniaceae.
AUGUCCCUCGAUUCUGAGUUUGUGGCCUUCGUUCUGGACGUCUACCGUGAGCCCAGGAACUUCUUGGCCAUCACUGCUAGAUACGAGUCCCCGGAGUCACUGUUGGGAGAUGGCUUGGCCUUGUGCUCUGGGGGCGCUUGUUCGGCUUGGGACUUUGUGGUUGCCCGAAUUUCCCCACAGGGUCUGGCGGCGAAAGUCGGCAUCCGCAUCGGCGAUGGUCUCGAGGCCGCAACCAGCGAACUCGAGUUCAGCCGUGGCCGGCGGGACGAGUUUGUACGAGUGCAGCCGGAUCCGAAGGUCGAAGACGUUGUCCGGGCGCUGCAGACGGGUACAUGUCCGAAGUGUUUUCCGCUUUCCUUACGCUUCCGCAGGCCAGCCCACAUGGAGAUUCUUGCGGAGGACACGUGGACACUGGUCGAGGCACAUGCCACGGAGAAAAAGCUCCACCCCGACAUCCUCAGGCAGGGGACGCUCAUCUUGCGAAUGCUGGCUCGAGAGCGGCAGCUGCUCGCUGCAGAGCAAACGGUGCGCCCUCCGAGGAAGAUCCGCCCCACCUUGGACUUGAGUCUUCUCGGUCCGUCCUCUAUUCGAAGGCCGGACUCCCAGGUGCAGUCGCCCAUGAGCGUGGGAGCCGCACCGAAUCUCCCGUCCAUCUUCGCACAGUCGCCCAUGCAAUCGCCCCAAUUUGCUCGGAGUAUCCGACCAAUCUCGGACGGCAUUUGCCUGCCCAGCCUAUCGAAAACGCGUUCCGAGCCAGCACUGCCAAAGCUUCCGUGGGGAAGGAUUACCUGA